Setaria italica (foxtail millet) is the source of this 687-nucleotide messenger RNA. Its product is annotated as CASP-like protein 4A2. Gene Ontology annotation, molecular function: double-stranded DNA binding. The transcript has a single exon. Gene Ontology annotation, biological process: regulation of DNA-templated transcription; chloroplast organization. Lineage: Eukaryota; Viridiplantae; Streptophyta; Magnoliopsida; Poales; Poaceae. Gene Ontology annotation, cellular component: chloroplast. The record is from RefSeq and is a predicted model, not a curated record. The coding region runs from base 1 to 687 and encodes 228 amino acids.
AUGGAAAAAAAAAGACAAACAAAUCUGCCCCUAACCAAUGAGGCGACGACGACCCUCAAGGCCUCGACCGCCGGCGACCCUCCGCCGCCGGCGACAUGCUGCGGCUCCGAAAUCUUCUCCUCCCUCUCCUCCGCGCCAGCCCCCAGAUCCCCUCCCCUAUCCACCACGGCGACUGCCGCCUCCUCCUCUCCACCUCCGCCGCCCCCUUCUCCCUCGAGGACUACCUCGUCGCCUCCUGCGGCCUCGCCCCAGCCCAAGGCGUCCAAAUUAUCCGCGAGGGCGUUCAACGAGCUCUCCUCCGCCCACCAUCACCCCCGCUUCGACCCGGACGCCGUCCUCGUCCUGCUCUCCUCCAUCGGCCUAUCCCGCGCCAACAUCGCCGACGUCGUCGCCGUCGAUCCGCUGCUCCUCCGCUGUAAGGUGGACAGGCUCGAGCCCCGCCUCCUCGCCCUUCGCGACCGCGUCGGCCUGUCCGUUCCCCAGAUCGCCAGCUUCCUCGCGGUCGGCUCCCGAGCGGUCCGCAGCUGCCGCGACGUCGGUUCCAAGAUCCAGUUCUUCGUCAACUUCUAUGGCUCGUUCGAGAAGCUACUACUGGUGAUCAAGAAGAACAGCUCCCUCAACCAUCUGACCUCGGAUCUUGGCAGGGUGGUCAAGCCUAAUAUCGCCUUGCCUCGCAGUGCGGCAUGA